Molecule: messenger RNA, 1283 nt
Organism: Medicago truncatula (barrel medic)
Lineage: Eukaryota; Viridiplantae; Streptophyta; Magnoliopsida; Fabales; Fabaceae
Product: agamous-like MADS-box protein MADS2
Exons: 8
Coding region: 288-1037 (249 amino acids)
Biological process (GO): positive regulation of transcription by RNA polymerase II
Cellular component (GO): nucleus
Molecular function (GO): RNA polymerase II transcription regulatory region sequence-specific DNA binding; DNA-binding transcription factor activity; protein dimerization activity
Source: RefSeq, a predicted model, not a curated record
AUGACUCAAAAUAUACUUUACUUUUUCUUUCAUCUAUAAAAUAUCUCAUUGUUUCUCUUAUAGUUUUCAUGUUUCCUCUUUCUAGGGCUUGAAGUUUUGUUUCAUUUCAAGUUGAAGUAUUAAACUUUCUAAUGUUUUCACAAAUAUGGUUGUAUUAGGGUACUGACCCAGAAAAGAAGAAUCAUCAUAAGGUACCAAAGAAGAGAAGGAAAAAACAAGAAAAGUGAAGAAAGAGGUAAAUAUUGUUCAAAAAUAGAAAAAAAAAACUAUAUAUAAUUGAAAAAAAAAUGGGAAGAGGAAGAGUUGAGUUGAAGAGGAUAGAGAACAAGAUAAACAGACAAGUUACAUUUGCUAAGAGAAGAAAUGGUCUUCUUAAGAAAGCUUAUGAACUUUCUGUUCUUUGUGAUGCUGAGGUUGCUCUUAUCAUCUUCUCCACUCGUGGAAAGCUUUAUGAAUUUUGUAGCACAUCUAACAUGCUCAAAACCCUUGAUAGGUACCAGAAGUGCAGUUAUGGUGCUGUAGAAGUUAGCAAACCUGCUAAAGAACUUGAGAGCAGUUACCGUGAAUACUUGAAGCUGAAACAAAGAUUUGAAAAUCUUCAAAGAGCACAGAGAAAUCUUUUAGGUGAAGAUUUGGGUCCACUAAGUUCUAAGGAUCUUGAGCAGCUUGAAAGGCAAUUGGAUUCAUCUCUCAAGCAAGUGAGAUCAACAAAGACACAAUUCAUGCUGGACCAAUUAGCUGAUCUUCAAAAUAAGGAACAUAUGUUGGUUGAAGCAAACAGAUCCUUGUCAAUCAAGUUGGAGGAAAUCAAUUCUAGAAAUCACUACAGGCAAUCAUGGGAAGCCAGUGAUCAAAGCAUGCAAUAUGAGGCUCAGCAGAAUGCUCACUCUCAGAGUUUCUUCCAGCAGCUGGAAUGCAAUCCUACAUUGCAGAUUGGUUCUGAUUAUAGGUACAACAAUGUAGCUUCAGAUCAGAUAGCUUCAACAAGUCAAGCUCAACAACAAGUGAAUGGAUUUGUUCCUGGAUGGAUGCUAUAAUUGAGCUAGACUUAAUAUAUAUUUAGCUUGCUACACAAAAGGGAAAAGCCAAUUAAUGGUGCUUUUUCAAGCUAGCAUGGCAAUGUGUAAAUGAUUAUGAUGAUAAUGAUGCUACUUUGCUUCUUCUAUUGUUUUUUAUUUUGAGGUAUAAAAACAGCUAUAUGACUUUAAGCUGCUAAACUUUUUGCCAUAGACAUAUAUGGCAUGCAAGAAAUUUAUAAUAUUGAGCAUCUUUGAUUGAAUUAA